Empidonax traillii (willow flycatcher) is the source of this 1910-nucleotide messenger RNA. RefSeq names its product fatty acyl-CoA reductase 1-like. Gene Ontology annotation, molecular function: alcohol-forming very long-chain fatty acyl-CoA reductase (NADP+) activity. The transcript has 5 exons. The record is from RefSeq and is a predicted model, not a curated record. Gene Ontology annotation, biological process: long-chain fatty-acyl-CoA metabolic process. The coding region runs from base 62 to 658 and encodes 198 amino acids. NCBI's taxonomy places the organism in Eukaryota, Metazoa, Chordata, Aves, Passeriformes, Tyrannidae. Gene Ontology annotation, cellular component: peroxisome.
AAAAAACUUGUUGGUGUACAACUGCACAACGGGUGGAAUCAACCCUUUCUUCUGGGGAGAAAUGGGGCAGUACGUCAUGUCCACGUUCAAAAGGAACCCCCUGGAGCAGGCCUUCCGAACCCCCAACGCUCACAUGACCUCCAGCUACUUGAUAAACCAGUACUGGAUCACCGUCAGCCACAAGGCGCCCGCCAUCCUCUACGACCUGUACAUGAGGCUCACGGGGAGAAAGCCCAGAAUGAUGAAAAUUAUCAAUCGGCUGCACAAGUCUAUGACUCUCCUGCAGUAUUUCUCCACCCAGUCCUGGAACUGGUCUUCAGAUAAUAUGAAUAUGUUAAUGACUCAUCUUAACACAGAGGACAAAAAGCUGUACAACUUCGAUGUCCGUCAGCUGCACUGGUCAGAAUACAUCGAGAGCUACUGCAUAGGGGCCAAGAAGUACUUGCUGAAUGAGGACAUGGCAGGAAUUCCAGCAGCAAAGCAGCAUUUACGGAAGCUGAGGAACAUCCGCUACGCGUUCAACACCACCCUCCUCGUCAUCAUCUGGCGCAUCUUCAUCGCCCGGUCGCAGAUGGCUCGGAACAUCUGGUACUUUGUGGUGAGCCUCUGCUACAAGUUCCUCUCCUACUUCAGGGCAUCCAGCACCCUCCGGCACUGAAGCCACCCAUCAGCAACCCGCCCCUUCCAGAAGGACCUCCAUCUCCUCUGAGCAGCAACUAUGGGCAUCGGGGUCUGACAGUAGCAGAAAAUUCCACUCCCCCCACCCCCCAACAGCAGCUGGCAUUUGUUUGUGCACUGUUAUAUGAUGUUCACCUUUUUAAUUUAACUAAUGCUUUAAUACGUGGUGGUCUUUCUUCCAUAGGACCAGGCCAAUUUUUUAAAGCCAUAACUGAAGCUUUAGGAACAGGUCAAGCUGUGGAACCCUUCACCUAGAGUCUGAUGUGCAAGAGUAAGGAUUAACCAAAGUCGUUGUCUUCCCAUGUACUACCCCCCUAGGCUAUCUUAAUCCCAUCUUCUUCCUCAAGAGAGGCAAAUUUAAAGCAUAGAACCUUGGCAGAAAAGGACGCCAAGGAAAUUAUCUUGUAAGGGGUCUUCCUAAGGAGGCUGUUCCUUCAUUCUCAUUGCGUGAAAUGUUACCUUGUUGGAAAAAAAACCCCAAAAUUUCACUUUCCAGUUUUUCAAAACUUAGAGGGGGAAAAAGAUGAGUUACACUGGGCCAGUGAAAACACAGAAUAGUUUUCAGAUCUUGUCUUAUAUUGCUACUGAGGACUGAUGCUUUCAAGCCAUAACUGAAGACACACAUAGAGUUGAUGCACCUGUGUUAACUCACAAGCUGCUUUCUUACAGACAGGUCUUUCUUUCUCUCUGGUUAAGGUUUCAGUCUACUAAAAAAUCCUGAUCUUGCAUUUAUCACAUUUGCUCAGAACAGUGUUGGGGUCUUGAAAAACGCUCUAUUAACUCUGGGGACGAAGAGAAGACUUUCUCAAAAGACCGAAGAAGAAUUCAGAAACUCUUUAUUAUUUUAAUAGAUCUUUUUUCCCCCCUGGAUUUGUCUGCAGGAAACCUCUCUCCCUGUAACUCAAAACCAGCCUGAUACUGUGCUUCACAUGCUUUCAUUACAGCUAAAUCACUUUACACUUUCUUUGCCAGUGGAGGUGACCAAUUGCAAAGACACACAUGGAGGAAACACCAUCGGGCCAGUUCCGCUGCCACUCUUUGUCAGUAGGCAUUAAAAAGCCUGAAGGUUGGUUUUGUUGGUACUGUUGGACUCCGUGAUCUUAAAGGUCCAACCUAAACAACCCUGUUAUUCCAUGGCUUCUCUGUAAAAACAGUCCUGCACUGUGAGGCUGAGCCCGAGGACCUUCCCAACGCUCGUGGCUAUCGGAGACACUUGUUCCACACAGUGAAGU